UCGGCAUGCUGUUCUAAAUUGCGCGGAUAACCGUUUAUUGUUUUUUUGAAGAAUGCCAAUAUUGUUAAAUUCACGUUUGUUGAUGUAGAGAGAAUAAAAAGAAUAAAAACAACGUGUGUUAUUACAUAAUAUACUAACAUGGCACUUCGUAAAACUACCGUAGCGGAAUUACCAUCGACUGCUAUCCGUUUGACGCGGGAAGAAGCUAUCGAGUAUCAAUAUGAAGCGAUUCGGCAGUGGCAACCUGAAUCAGAAAUGUGGCCACUGAUGUAUGGCUCCCUUGCCAUGGGCGCAGUCAGCUCUCUAUCGGGGGCUGUCAUCAAUGAAUACUUUAGGAGAACAUUGUUCCUGCCCAAAUCCUCCUUGAUUGUAAUUGGCAUGCCUGUGAUUGGUGUUGCUUCUCUCAUAUUGACUAUUGCACACCACAAGUUGACCUCAGAUCUUCUGUUAAUGGACACCCCAUGUAUGCCUUGUCUGCAAGGAAAAUCAGCUCUGCUUGUUGGAUUUUUUGGGACAAUUUACCCAGUUAUAGGUUCCUCAGUUGGGAACAUGAUGCAAGCACAGAGGAUGGGGACUACUUACAUACCUUCAUUGACUAAAGAAAGACCCAAGUUUUUCAAAUUUUGGCAGCAGUUGAUCCAAAAGAAGAGCAGCUUUUACGCCAAAUCUUUAGCAGUGAAUAUCGUUUUGGCAACGGUUGUCACGCACUACCAGCAAAAGGCCUUCUUCCGGUUAAACCAGCAAGAUCAAUGAUGUUUCUCAUUUAGUCAUGUUAAUAAUACAUUUUCCUAGAACACUU
Messenger RNA from Daphnia pulex (common water flea), 799 nucleotides. RefSeq lists its product as uncharacterized. The transcript is spliced from 4 exons. Gene Ontology annotation, cellular component: mitochondrion. Gene Ontology annotation, biological process: mitochondrial respiratory chain complex I assembly. Bases 139 to 753 code for a protein of 204 amino acids. The record is from RefSeq and is a predicted model, not a curated record. Lineage: Eukaryota; Metazoa; Arthropoda; Branchiopoda; Diplostraca; Daphniidae.